Sorghum bicolor (sorghum) is the source of this 1136-nucleotide messenger RNA. RefSeq lists its product as uncharacterized. The transcript has 4 exons. The record is from RefSeq and is a predicted model, not a curated record. Bases 80 to 676 code for a protein of 198 amino acids. NCBI's taxonomy places the organism in Eukaryota, Viridiplantae, Streptophyta, Magnoliopsida, Poales, Poaceae.
GACCCGCAUCGACCGAGCCGCAACGCCACUGCAACCAAAACCAGCCGACGACCGUUCGUACAACCCAAGAAGGGGCGCAAUGCCGGCGCGGCGGGGGCGGCCCAGGAAGGGCGACCGCCGGAUCGACGCGGCCAUCGACCACUUCACCGUCAUGGGCUACGCGGCGCGCGACGUUAAGGCCGUCGUCACUGAUCUCCUCAAGGUGUACGGGGGGCCUGAUGCGUGGCCCUUACUGGAGGAAGGUGGCUCCUACCAGGUUGUGCAAGAGAGGCUCUUCGAGAUCGAGGAGAAGGAGAAGGAGAAGAAGGACCAGCAGCUGCUGCUGGAGUAUCACCAACAGCAGGAUGGCCAGCAAGUGGAGGAUGAGCUUCCUCAGCACCAAGAACCAGCAGCAGAUGAGGAAGCGGAAGACCCUAUGUUCAUUGAACCACAAGAUACCAUAUCAAUUUCAAAUGAGGCACCAGCAGAGACUAAGUCAGCAGAUAAGGAAGUGGAAGACCCUAUGUUCAUCGAACCGCCUGCUCGUGAAGCUGCAUUGGCACUUAAUGCUGCUAGGACUGGCCCAAGGCGACCCUGCUAUGGAUGGCUUAGUGAGUCAGAAGAUGAGGAAGAGGAACAACCUACUUGUCAAAAACAUGAGGUGCAUGUUCCAAGUCCAGGAGAGCAAGCCCAGUAGAUGGACGGCUGAUACCAACCUGUCAAGGUCCAUGAUGCUCCACUAAGAUGCAGAAGUCUUGGUGUCGCAGACCAAAAACUUUACUUUCAGAAGCCUUUUACACAAGGCUACCAGUAUAGCAGAAGUAUCUGACAAUAUAGAACGUGUGCUUGAUGUGUGUUAAGUAACAAUAUAGAACCUGUUUAAGUAGAGCAUGUUCCACCUGUUUAAAUGAGAGCCAACUUUGAUUGGAGCAGUCUGCAGUGACAUAAUUAGAAGCUGAGAAUAAGAGCUUAACUUAGAUUGAAGUAGUGACAUAAUUUUAGAAGGUGAGAUGAUGUUUAAUCGGUUAAUCUAGGCGUUGAAAUGCUUAUGCAUUAGUGGAAAAGGUUGUUGAUAGGAGACUACAGAGCUGGUGACGUUUCUGUCAAUUUACAUCCUUUUUCUGUCAGUGCAAAAACAAAAGAUUCCGUUGCCUUGA